Molecule: messenger RNA, 1374 nt
Organism: Auxenochlorella protothecoides
Lineage: Eukaryota; Viridiplantae; Chlorophyta; Trebouxiophyceae; Chlorellales; Chlorellaceae
Product: Serine/threonine-protein kinase AtPK2/AtPK19
Exons: 7
Coding region: 1-1374 (457 amino acids)
Biological process (GO): protein phosphorylation
Molecular function (GO): protein serine/threonine kinase activity; ATP binding
Source: RefSeq, a predicted model, not a curated record
AUGCCUUCCCCCACGCUUGGCCGGAGUCAGCCGUCCCUGGAUAGAGAAGGCGAGCUGGACUUUGAUGUGGGCUUUGACUCUAUCCCAGAGGCCACAAGCGGACCCAGCACCCCCUCUGGCAGCCUCGUGGGCCCCUCCGCACUGCCCUCCCGCUGCACGUCGGUGGAGCCCAGCCCCGGAAAGGCCAUCAGCCUGCUGAGGGCCACCGAGGAUGUCCUGCCCCCAGAGCCGGUGGUGGAAAGCACCGCCUAUGUGUCUGAAGCCACGACUCAUGCCGAGACGAGGACCUCUGCCCAGGCAUCAACAUCGGGCAGGAAGCUGGGACCAGCUGAUUUCGAGCUGCUGCGAGUGGUGGGCCAAGGUGCCUUUGGCAAGGUGUUCCAAGUCCGGAAGCGUGACACGCAGGAGAUCUUUGCCAUGAAGGUCAUGCGCAAGGACAAGAUCAGGGAGCGCGACCAUGGCUCCUAUGUCCAGGCAGAGAGGGAUGUGCUGACCGGGGUCAUUCACCCCUACAUUGUUACCCUCCGCUACUCUUUCCAGACCCCGCUCAAGCUGUACCUGGUCCUGGACUUCAUCAACGGCGGGCACCUCUUCUUCCAGCUGUAUCGCGCAGGGACAUUUGACGAGGCGCAGGCACGCCUGUACACCGCCGAGAUCGUGCUGGCCAUCGCCCACCUACACAGCCUCGGAUUUGUGCACAGGGACCUGAAGCCGGAGAAUGUGUUGCUGGACUCCACGGGCCACCUGCGUAUCACCGACUUUGGGCUGGCCAAGGGGGGCAUGGGGGACGAGGAGCACCAGCGCAGCAACUCCUUCAUCGGCACCAUGGAGUACAUGGCGCCGGAGGUCAUCCUGGGCCAUGGGCAUGGCAAGGCCGUGGACUGGUGGAGUGUGGGCAUCCUGCUGCAUGAGAUGCUGUGCGGGGUGCCGCCCUUCCGCGCCAAGUCGCGUCCGGCCCUCCAGAAGGCCAUCACCACCGCCAAGUUCAAACUGCCGAGCUACCUGAGCACGCCCGCCGCCAACCUGGUCAAGGCCCUGCUCCAGAAGGACCCCACCAAACGCCUCGGGUAUGGCCCCGCUGGCAGCGCGGACAUCAAGGCGCACCCCUUUUUCAGGUCCAUCAACUGGGGCCUGCUGGAGCAGCGCAAGGUGGCGUCGCCCUUCCUGCCCAGCGUGAGCCACGUGGAGAGUGUGGAGAACUUUGACCGCAUCUGGACAGACCUGCCGCCACAGGACUCGCCGUGCGUCACUCCCCGUGAUGGAUCCCUGAGCGUCGAUGACAAUCUGUUUGUGGGUUUCACCUAUGUGGCACCCUCGCUGCUGGCCAACCUGAAGCUGGCAGACCUACCGAAGAACCCCGAAUCACGCAGUUAG